This is a messenger RNA of Hypoxylon trugodes, 990 nucleotides long. RefSeq lists its product as uncharacterized. NCBI's taxonomy places the organism in Eukaryota, Fungi, Ascomycota, Sordariomycetes, Xylariales, Hypoxylaceae. The transcript has a single exon. The record is from RefSeq and is a predicted model, not a curated record. The coding region runs from base 1 to 990 and encodes 329 amino acids.
AUGCCGAACCAAAUAGAGGCGGUUUCUCAGGGAGUCGAGCUACCGAUUGCUGUCGUCAUCGGAGGAUUUUUCGCCAUAGCAUGUUAUAAUUGUAUUGAGAUAUACAUAUUGACAUUUGGGACGUUUCGGCGCAAAAAUACCCUUUAUGUAUGGAGCAUGAUGGCGGCGAAUACUGGGAUUAUACUUCAUGAAAUAUCUGCCACUUUACGACUUUUCAAAUUGACGCCAAAUUUACCGAUGGUUGUGACCGCGUCUCUGGGCUGGUGGAUGAUGACAACUGGACAGUCAGUUGUCCUAUACUCUCGGCUUUAUCUAGUCAUGAACGACACUCGCAAGAUACGAUGGGUUUUAAUUAUGAUCACUACCACAUUCCUUACCUUGCAACUCCCGACGACGGUUACGUUCAUCGGCGUAAAUGCUACGCCGAAUAAUUAUCCGGAUAGGUUCACUGGACCAUUCGACAUAUUUAAGAUUAUCCAGCUUGCGGCAUUUACAGUCCAGGAAACCUUUCUCUCUGGUCUAUAUGUUUAUGCUUUCAGGAAGACAUCAGAACCCAUGCGUGCUAUAAGAGGGAAUAAAAUUCGAAAUAUGCUGCGACAGAUGAUUGCACUAUUCCUCCUGGUCUUCGCGUUGGAUACAAUACUUAUGGUCACCGAGUACACCGGGCACUUCCAAAUUCAGACUACCCUAAAACCGGCAGUUUAUAGCAUCAAGUUGAAGGUCGAGCUGUUUGUAUUGAACAAUCUGGUAAACUUGGUACGAUCGCCAACAUCGAGCCUUUGGAGCUCACCUAUAAAUCCAAUUCCGUCACAGCAGGAUCAAAAGGAUCGAUCAUCAGCCAGGCAGGCUGCCACAUUUAUGGGUGCACUUCAAAAUGGCCCUUCCCGUAGCAGGGAGGUGUCAAUAGAUUUAAGGGAACAUAGUUCACGAAAUCUCGAUGGAACGAGUCUAAGUCCACCUAUAACAAUAAUUAGAAGUAGGACUGGAUGA